AAAAGCAGACGGACACGACGUGGGAAAGACUCGUAAACAAAACUUCAGUCGAGUAGCUCGCUUUUACCACAACAAAACUGAAACAUUAGACUCGUAUGAUUUUAACAUAACAUCACUUGUGUUGAGGAGUGACUGAUUUUCAGACACAAAAGAUGUUGAAGUUUUUCGGUUUCAAGAAUGACGGAGCCAAAAAAUCUUCUGAGAGGGAAACUGAUGGAUUUGUCAUCAUUGGUGAAACUGUCGAGGACCAGCGACGGAAGAUUCAGUCCAUGAACAUUGAGCAGCCUGCAACAAAUGUAAUAGUACAACCAUCUAAGCCAUCCAGUGCCGGGAACAGAGGAUUUGCAGAGACUGCUCAGGCUUCCUCUCAGCCCACAUCCGCUAAGAUGUCCUCAGAAACGCACGGUGUAGACGCCACCCCUGCUCUCCCUGAAUUUCUGGGCGAUAUACCGUUCACUUUAGCACCACACAUCCUUGCCAUGCAGGCAGGCCUGCCCUUUGUAACAGAUAUCACCGUGCCUCACGACAUAAAUGACAAACUAGCCAACUUUCGUUAUGACUUCUCUUUGGAGAACUCUGUGCUUUGUGAGCCGUGACUCUCAGCCCAUCAGUCAUAUCACUAACACGUGAUGAACUAUGAGCCUUUGGUUGUCAAGAUUCUCCUUAACCGCUUGCCUCUUAAAUAAAUUAAGAUCUAGUUUCAGUUAGCUGAAAAAAAAUCCGUCCCUGACUAACUAUAGGGUGUUGGGCUCAAACGAACAUAUUGUCCAUUUAGUUAGUGAAGUUUGCAUCAAGUUGGUUUACAGUCUCAGGAUCUUGCAUUUGAUUGUGUGAGAUGAGUGUUACCGCCUCAUUUAAAAUCAGUAGAUGAGUAUUUAUAAGAUGACCUAUGGCUUUACAUUUUUCAAAUGUAGUUUGUUUGAAUUUUACGGGUGCAAUUUUAGAGUGCAUUUUGACUUAGCACAAGAUAAUAUGCGGAAAUUGUUUUGAAACGGUUGUGUUUCUCAGUAGUUGCGUUCGGUUGUUUGGUGUUUCAGACAUCGCAGUCUGCGUUGGCCUUCCUCAGUUUUUUCUUAGUUCUGCAAAGACUUACUGUAAUUUAUGGAACCGGUUUCAAGAAGUUUGCUUGCCGAUCGUUCGCUUAAACCAGUUAUGAUGCAUAAAAAAAGAAGGAUUUUAUAGUAAUCUGUCACUCAGCAAUGUAAUUCGUUAAACAUAUCUAAGAUAAAUUAUUGGAUAACAGAUACAAGUAUUUCAUUUUUGAAAUAUAAAUAAACAUAAAAAAUGACAAUCAUCAACUAGAUUUGCUGUAACUCUACAGUGAGUACCUAUAAACCUUAAAGGUGUAGCAAAAACACUCUGUCCUCUGUCUGCUACUGGUCAACCAAACAGAUAGUCCCGCUGUUAACUGACGCCAUUGGUCGAGUCAGUGUUGCUGUGCCGGGCUGUUUGGGAUGCAAACAAUGUUUUGAUGGUGUUUACACUUUUCAGGGAAAUCAGUAUAGAAUAAAGCUUAUAAAACAACAAGAGCAGAGAGUGUAGUCUUUACAUAGCCACUGAUGCUCACUGGAUCAAACUAAAGAUGAAAUAGUCCAAGGCACUCACAUGAUGAAAGUAAAACGCCUUUAAGUAACUGGGCUUAAUCAUUAAAAACCUGUGUGGAUCUACCGGUACUCGUUUUGGCUUUUUACUUUCACCACGCGAGUACUUUGGAGUAUUUUGUUUUUAUAAUUCGAAUUUUGCUUACUUGUAGUUGUGUCUGCAUAUUAAGUUGGGAUGUGAACAAAAAUUACACACAUCUUUCAUUUAAGUGAAAGAAUUGCACUUAAAAUUAUAAAUAGGCCAUACAUUUUGAACAUUGCAUACGGCUGUUGUUUGGUUUUAAUGCAUGAAGAUUUUGAGUUGAUAACGCCCCAUUUUUGGAGGCAGAUAUGUAUUGUUUGAUUGCAAAAACAUGCACAUGGAUUUUAAUAGGAUUUACUUUUCUGUUUUGAACAGGCUACAUAGUUGUUGAUCUCUUUUUUUCCCCCUCUUUCAGCUGAAUUUCAGUUAAUGAAUGGGUUUUAUAGUGCGUGCUGCUAUGUACACAAUGCACUCAGGUUUAGUUGUCUCCUUUACGUCCUUUACUUGAUAAUUGAUUUGCUUUAUCACAUCAAAUCUCACUUUUGUUUAUUAAAUUAUAUAUAUAUAUUCUUUCUUUUUCUUUUUUUGGUAUUUGUUUUGAUUUGUCAGUUGCAAUUAUUUCAUCCAAGGUUCCUCCUAAUUUCUCAGUCACUGACCAGUCUUUUUCAAAACACUGUCCUGAGGUAAUCAAAGUUUGCAUUGUGCUGUCUCUGCCCUUUAAAAUGUUUGUAAAAUAACUUCAUGACAUUUUAACUAUGGAUUCCUUAUUGAUUCAUAUCUGGAACAGAAUUCCUCAUUGAUUCUGAUCCCACAUGAUGUUUAUGCUGAAUUCUGAGCAUGAGCGGAAAAUGUUUAAUUAAAAUUGUAUUUGCACACUU
Molecule: messenger RNA, 2501 nt
Organism: Pimephales promelas (fathead minnow)
Lineage: Eukaryota; Metazoa; Chordata; Actinopteri; Cypriniformes; Leuciscidae
Source: RefSeq, a predicted model, not a curated record